This is a messenger RNA of Bombyx mandarina (wild silkworm), 1382 nucleotides long. RefSeq lists its product as uncharacterized. The record is from RefSeq and is a predicted model, not a curated record. Gene Ontology annotation, molecular function: calcium ion binding. NCBI's taxonomy places the organism in Eukaryota, Metazoa, Arthropoda, Insecta, Lepidoptera, Bombycidae.
GCAUAUCCGCGGGCGCGCGACCCGCAGUCGAGAUGCGCCCGCCGUUGGGCCCCGUGGCCUUUGUGUUACUUCUCCUCUAUCCUGCUGCCCUGGUACUCUGCUACCACGACGACAGCGGAUACAGAGCGGAGGAACCGCACCUCACUGACACCAUUGACGUAAUAGAUAGCAGCACAGCGCGAUGCCCAACUGACCUGGUGUUGCGGUCGCGGCAGACGUGUCGCGUGGGGGACGCCGACGUACAAUGCGUGAGGCUGCACUGCUGCGAUACACACCAACACGUCGCUGGACGGUGUAUUCCGAAAUCAAUGGAGCCGUGCAGUCUGAACCUGUGUGAGCAAGCAUGCGAAGUGCAGGGAGAGAGUAUGUGGUGUUCCUGCUACCCUGGGUUCCAGUUCAACGCGGAAAGCUAUUCCAAGCAAGAGCAGCCGUAUUGUGUUGAUGUAGACGAGUGUGCGACGAACAACGGUGGGUGUGAACAACGCUGCGUCAAUGAUCCUGGAAGCUUCCACUGCGAAUGCUCACCGCCGCUCUCACUAGCUAGUGAUGGCAAGAAUUGUGUCCCACGGAUACCGCUGGCUAUUGCAGAACCUCUUCCACUUGUGCGCGCCUCCUCUCGAUGCUACGCGCCGUGUGACACUGUGACGUGGUUGACUAGGAAAGUGAGACAGCUGAACGAUCAAUUGCACGCAACCCACGCCGCCUUAAAAAAGUUGUUGGAGCACCCUAUGCUGAAAGAUGACGGUGGCGAAGGCAAUUACGCAUAUAGAGUACUUGACGCAACGGCUCCGUUGGAAGGCGGGUAUUGUCGAUGCGAGCGAGGACCGAGGGGACCACAAGGACCGCCGGGCAUGGAGGGACCCAAAGGUGAUACUGGAGCGAGAGGACCUCGAGGCGCACGUGGUCCUAAAGGAUCCCUCGACUUGAUGCUUCUUAUGCUAGCGGAUGUAAGGCAUGACAUACAGAACAUUGAGGCGCGCGUUUACAAAGACGGAGAAAAGCCGGAACGAUUCAAUCUCCAAAAGGCUUGGCGCCGCCAACGCAAGCAGGAGAAAAUUGACCGGGACAGCAGAACCGAACAGGAGCUAGAAGCGUACACGGCGCCAUCUGUUGCAAGCCCCGUCGAAAUAUCUUCUCGAGGUCGUACGGGAGAAAUACGCCACGAUUCAACAACUGACUGGUCAAUGGUGAAAGGUGACAAUGACCUUGAAGACUUGCCGCUGGGCCUCAUGGACGACAUGAAGGCGCUGGAGAGGCUACGGCAGUACCACGUGACCGGAAACUCCUCCAAGAUUGAUGAUGAGGAGGAAACUGAGAAUGACUACGACUACAGCUUCUACUAGGGGUGCAUAAAAUAAAGUAACUAUUUAAAAAUAUAUUCU